UCCUACUUCGUCAGAAAAAGCGACAGCUUACACAUUGGGAACUGCUAAUGGAGUCAGAUGGUAGUGAAGAAAUACAAUGGCAAACAGUCGAACAGCGGAAGUGUGGUGGGAAGAACUUGUAUUACAAAAUGUACUGCGUUAAAAUGGAGCAGUUCCCAGCAGACAUUCACAGGUUUUGUGACCCUGAGUUGCAACAUGGGCGAAGACGAGAGUUGGUUUAUCUACUGAGGAAUGUGGAUGAAUUGAGUUGCCAAAAGCUGCAAAUAUUAUUUUCUUUUUCUGUUCCAAAUAUAGAAGCAAUUAGGUUCAUUGUAGAUUUAAAUCAGCCUAUAGUUUCAGCUGGUGCUGGAACCGGAUACUGGGAGUAUCUGCUUCAGAGCCAAGGAGUAGAUCUGAUAUCAUUUGACACAAAUACUAUUUAUCCGCCUGAAAUGCGAUAUUCAGAGAUUUUGACCAGUGGCCCUGAAAUGCUUGAGCAGUUUCCUGACAGAGUGCUUUUUCUGGCCUGGCCGGACAUAGACGAGUCUUCAACAUUUUCUCUUGAUUGCUUAAGCUAUUUCAGAGGAGAUAUCAUCCUUCAUGUUGGGGAGUUACUGGGUGAAACACUGUCAGCCAAUCACUGGGGACAGUCAACGUCUCGCAACUUCCAGCUGGCACUUGCAGAAGAUUUCUGCUGCCUGAGCAGAGUUAAACUCCCAAACUGGCCAGGCCACUUAGACUCCUUAACCAUGUGGAAAAGAAAGAAUCCUCAAUCAGUUGUGUGUGAUGGAGCAAAUUUUCAUUAUGUCAAUCCUAAGUACAGAAUGUAUUUAUAAUGAUUAGAUAAUAUUGACCAUAAGUCAGUGACGGGUGUAUUUCAUUUAAAUGUUGUCAGUUUACGUUAAAGCAGCUGGAUAUAUAAGUUUUUUUAAAGUCUUGCUGAAAAGCAAAAUGUAAAUUGAAGUUGGAAAGCUAAAAUGCUUGUGGUACUGAGAACACAUCUACUCAUGGUUGAUGUGCUGUGCGCCUCACAAUCAAUUGCCCUUCUGUGGUUCAUUUCCCAGAGCCCACCAAUUUGUUAUGGUUGUCUGAUUUCAUAAUCUGAAAGUCUGAUGAGUCUCUCCUGCUGACCAGAUUUCAAACUUUAAAACAAGUGAUUCCACAGGGAUUACUUGAGACAAAGAGAUGGAAGCAUUUUUGUAACUUUUAUUUGAGUAUUUCAACAGCCCAAGUUAUUGUGAUGAGAUGUUAAACCAGUUACAGUACACAGAUUGUUGUUCUACGAUAGAAUGUAGUACAAGUAUACCCAUAGAUUUCCUUUGCAGGCCCUCCCACUGUGCUCUUUUGAUGUGUUGCUUUACUCCUGAAUGCGACGGAGUGACUGAAUCUGGAAAGUCUGAGCAUGGGAUCCCCACUCUCUCCAAUGCUUGUACUCUCCAGCAUGGCGAUCACAUUCCAUGAUGUACUGGAAGCCACGGUAGCCUGGGUACUGGUAGCACACCCAUCUGGGGCAGAAAAACAGCAUUCUUUACUUAAGUGAACUUCAAAUUUACGUUAAAUCGCCUUAAACGUGAACCAGUGCAUAUAGUUGCAGAUGCAAUUACGUGUGAGAUCAUGUAAGACUGGAUGACGAGAGUUCCGUGACUACGGAAGGAACAGCUCAAACAACCCUCUUUGGUUAUUUUUCAACUAGCUAAAAUUGAUCAACCAAGUUAUUUUCUUCAGGCCUAAGGUAAAACGUUAUUUUAGAUAUAACAAACCCGACAAGAUCUUCAAGUUGCUAAGGUGUACAAGAUUGUACUGAAUCCAGUGAAGUAUUCCUCCUUAAGUUCCAAUAAACAAUCUUUACUGAAAACACUGUACAUGAAUAGGAAGGGAAAUAGGAUUAAAUUAAUUUAGGAUAUCUGGUUGGCAUGGACAAGUUGGACCAAAGGGUCUGUUUCUGUGUUGUACGACGAAAUGACACUACUCACGCGCCAGCUUGAACCUUCAUGGAUCCAACUUCAUUGUUGCACCAUCCCAUGGCUUGCAAAGAGGGGUAGUCAUCACACAUCUCCCACUGUCUUCCAAUGAAGUUUUCCUUCU
Chiloscyllium plagiosum (whitespotted bambooshark) is the source of this 2064-nucleotide messenger RNA. RefSeq lists its product as uncharacterized. The record is from RefSeq and is a predicted model, not a curated record. Lineage: Eukaryota; Metazoa; Chordata; Chondrichthyes; Orectolobiformes; Hemiscylliidae.